Messenger RNA from Magallana angulata, 882 nucleotides. RefSeq lists its product as uncharacterized. The record is from RefSeq and is a predicted model, not a curated record. Bases 61 to 882 code for a protein of 273 amino acids. Lineage: Eukaryota; Metazoa; Mollusca; Bivalvia; Ostreida; Ostreidae. The transcript is spliced from 3 exons.
CAUUUCCUAUUUGCUACACCGGAUGGAUUGGAGACCCUGGCAAAAGCGAAACGUUGGUAUAUGGACGGGACAUUUAAAAUUGUACGGGCCCCUUUCUACCAGUUGCUGACAAUCCAUGCGUUCAUAAAAUCUGCCGACGCAAUGAAACAGGUCCCACUGGCAUUUAUUCUGAUGUCCGGAAAACGGAAGACGGAUUAUGCUAAGGUACUCUCGGUUCUUUUGGACCACAUGCCAAGACAACCCAAAGUUGACAGCGUAGUUGUUGAUUUUGAGGCGGGUCUAUGGCAAGCCAUACGAGAGACAAUGCCGGACCUUGAAAUCCAUGGAUGUGCGUUCCACUGGACACAGGCAGUAUGGCGAAAGGCAACAGAAAUAGGAUUGUCUUCAGCAUACCGACAUGACGACGGGACUCACGACCUGAUUCGCAUGGUCCUAGGACUACCCUUCCUUCCAGAGAACCACAUAGCACAAGCUUUUAGACAACUACGUGGACUGGCUACCACACCGCAAUUAGAGGAACUGAUGACUUACUUGGAGGAAACCUGGAUCACCAAUCCAAUGUGGCCAACCAAAUGCUGGUCGGUGUAUCGGCAGUCCAUUCGGACGAACAAUGACGUUGAAGGUUGGCAUCGUCGCCUCAACGACAAGUCCCCAAAUGGACAGCUGCCUUUCUACAUAUUGGUGCAACUUCUCCACCAAGAGGCGUCACUUCUUCCCCUCCAGCGGAAACUGGUAUCGGAAGGAAAGCUUUGCCGCCGACAGAGGAAAACUGGCCAACAACAGCGAAUCUUUCGGUUGUGGGACAAGUAUGAAGACAAGCAACUUCGUUCUCGUCGGUUCCUCUUCCUCUGUGGUAAAGUCAUUGGACCAAUCGACAAAUAG